AUGAUGACGAAAUCACCUCAAAACAUUGGUAUCAAGGGAAUCGAAGUCUACAUUCCCGGCCAGGCUGUCAACCAGGCAGAGUUGGAGAAGUUUGACGGUAUUCCGCAAGGGAAGUACACCAUUGGCUUGGGCCAGACGAACAUGGCCUUUGUCAACGACAGAGAGGACAUCUACUCCAUUUCUUUGACGGUAGUAUCGAAGUUGAUCAAGCACUACAAUAUUGACACGGAGAAAAUCGGCAGGUUGGAAGUAGGCACCGAGACUUUACUUGACAAGUCCAAGUCGGUUAAGUCGGUCUUGAUGCAGUUGUUUGGCGACAACAACGACAUCGAGGGGAUCGACACUGUGAAUGCUUGCUACGGUGGUACCUCCUCGGUCAUUAACGCCAUCAACUGGAUUGAAAGCUCGAGUUGGGACGGCAGAGACGCUAUUGUUGUUGCUGGUGACAUUGCCAUUUACGAUAAAGGUGCCGCUCGACCAACCGGUGGGGUGGGCGCCAUCGCCAUGUUGAUUGGUCCCGAUGCGCCCAUUGUGUUUGACUCCAUCAGAGGCUCGUUCAUGGAACACGCAUACGACUUUUACAAGCCCGAUUUCACCAGCGAGUACCCCGUGGUCGAUGGCCAUUUCUCGUUGAGCUGUUACGUCAAGGCAGUCGACCACUGCUACCAGAACUACUCCAAGAAAUACACGGGAGACAAGAACAAAACCGUUGGCUUGUAUGACCACUUUGACUACAAUGCAUUCCACGUCCCCACUUGCAAAUUGGUCGCUAAAAGUUACGCUCGAUUGUUGUACAAUGACUACAAGAGCAACCCCGAGGCAUUUGAAAAACUCAUUGACUCGGAAACAAGAAAAGCCAUUGAUGAACUUUCGUACGACGCCUCCUUAACCGACAAGCUCUUGGAGAAAACCUUUGUCACCUUGGCCAAGGCCGAGACCAAGAAGAGAGUCGAUCCCGCCUUGAGAGUGCCCACAAACACAGGUAACAUGUACACGGCCUCGGCGUGGGUCUCGUUGGCCUCCUUGCUCUACUACGUGGGCUCCAAGGAUUUGCAGAAAAAGAGACUUGGUGUAUUUUCAUACGGGUCCGGUUUGGCUUCAACGUUGUUGUCUGUCACGGUGGUUUCAGACAUAAGCGACAUCACCAAAGUGUUGGACUUUGACUUUAAAUUGGGCAACGGGAGAAAAAUCGAAUCGCCAGAGCAAUACGUGGCCGCCAUAGAAUUGAGAGAAAAAGCCCAUUUGCAGAAAGAUUUCAAACCAUCGGGCUCGAUUGAAAACUUGGCCAGCGGCACUUACUAUUUGGAAGAAAUCGACGACAAGUUUAGAAGAAAAUAUUCAAUCAAGGAGUAA
Messenger RNA from Lodderomyces beijingensis, 1353 nucleotides. Lineage: Eukaryota; Fungi; Ascomycota; Pichiomycetes; Serinales; Debaryomycetaceae. The record is from the annotation of a GenBank genome assembly.